Molecule: messenger RNA, 11923 nt
Organism: Uranotaenia lowii
Lineage: Eukaryota; Metazoa; Arthropoda; Insecta; Diptera; Culicidae
Gene: cv-2
Product: BMP-binding endothelial regulator protein
Exons: 4
Coding region: 116-1897 (593 amino acids)
Molecular function (GO): protein binding
Source: RefSeq, a predicted model, not a curated record
UAUUAUUUACGGACAACUUUGUGUUUUGAUUUUUUAAGCGAUCUCUUAGCAUUUAGUUUGGCACAGACAAUUUAAUAGCAUUUCUGAAACAUCAUGAUGCCUCCACGAGGGCCGUAUGAUCGAUAGCGGCACCGAAUGGACCGACCCUAAUGAUCCUUGCGACCACUUCAAGUGUGUCUCCGGUGUCAUAACGCGGUCCCGGAUCAAGUGCUACACCCCUUGUGGGAAUCCUCUCACCACCAGGCCUGGCCAGUGCUGUCCAGUUUGUUUAGGCUGCCAGCUUAAUGGCCAACAGGUAACGGGUGAGGCCACCCUGAGUGAGGAUCCCUGCGUCAAGUGUACCUGUGAUGGGCGGAAGUUGACUUGCACCAAGAAGUCCUGUCCGGUGCUGCAAUGUCCGAUCACCAAACAGUACCGGCUUCCGGGAGAGUGUUGUGCCCGCUGCAAGGAUCGGCUGGAGGAGAUGAAGAUGGACCAGAAGCGAUGCUUCAUGGGAAAAGCGGCACACUUUCAUGGGAAAUCGUUUGUUGCCGAUCAGUGCGCCACCUGUGAGUGCCGCAACGGAACUUCGUUCUGUCAAAAGGACACCUGUCCGGUGCUGGAGUGUGCCGUUGAGGAUCAGAUCAAAGGACCGGCCGAUUGUUGUCCUUCCUGUCCGGAGACAAUCGAGUUGCGCUCGACUUGUUCGGUGGGAGGGAACAUCUAUGAAAACGGAGAAACGUGGACCCUGAACGCGUGUGCCUCCUGUGAGUGCCGAAACGGUGAGAUUCGCUGCUCCAAGAUCCAGUGCACCAAACAGAAGUGCAAACCGAACGAAUCGCUGGUUACGCCAAAGGGUGAGUGCUGUCCGAAGUGCAUCGAGACCCCGGGAGUUUGUACCGUGUUUGGUGAUCCGCACUAUCGCACCUUCGAUGGGCACUUCUACAGCUUCCAGGGUUCCUGCAAGUACCAGCUGACGGCGGACUGUGUGGAUCAUAGUUUUUCGCUCAGGGUUACCAAUGAUGCCCGGUCCACGAAGUCGAGUUCGUGGACCAAGACUGUGACGUUAAAGAUGGGUAAUUUGAAGGUGAACUUGGGUCAGAAGAUGCGAGUUAAGAUCAAUGGAUCGAAGGUGGAUCCGCCGUAUAGGAUCGACGGGGUUUUGGAAGUUUACAAGAGCGAGGAGGAGACGGAGGUCGUUGUGAGCACUGAGGUUGGGAUCAAGCUGACCUGGGAUGGCAACAACUUUAUCCAGGUGGAGGUUCCUACCGUUUACAAGAACAAGUUGUGUGGGUUGUGCGGCAACUAUAACAAUGUUUUCCGGGAUGAUUUGAUCUCUAGAAAUGGUGCAAAUAUGAGUAAUAGCGUGUGGAAGUUCGCUCAGUCUUGGGCUGUUGGAGGAGAGAAGGCUUGUACUCGCCCGAAGAAGAAGGACAUCGCUGCCAAGAACACGCAUUGCAAGCAAAAGAAAUCUGCGGCGGUCUGUAAUAUGCUAACGUCACCCAUCUUUGCCAGCUGUAAUUCUUUGUUGAACCCGGGAAAUUACUUUAAGGCUUGUAAGAUCGAUAUGUGCGAAUGUCCCAAUAAGCAGUGCUAUUGCGACAGUUUGGCAGCUUACGCUCAUGAGUGCAAACGACAGGGAAUCCGAUCGCUAAAUUGGCGGUGGGACACCAAUUGCUAUCCGAAUGCAACGAACGCUCUGUUCGCAGCGCAUCAUCAUCAUCAUCGCGAGCAUCAGCAGCAGCAUCAACGACUACCGGCUGCUGUGCGGCAACAAAAGCAGAAGGGUCAUGAUCUCCCACCCUCGUUAAAGAACUCCAUCGAAAAGCAACUGCCACGACAUCGAAAGAAGCAACAUCGGCCCAAACCGAACGUGGAUCCGGGAUCACGAAGACCUCCUCCGCCGCUUUACUCGUAGAUUGUCUAGAUUUUCAACAGACAACCCAUUCUCGGAAGAUACAAGGAUUUCGGUGCCAAGUACUCCGUUGAACCAGAGAUAAUGUAGUAGUAAAAGUAGUAGUACUAGUAGACGUAGAACCAUACAGUAGUAAUAGAAGCGAUGAGAAGGGCGGUGUUUUAACUUAACAAUUUCUCUUCCCGCGCAUGCCGGUGUAUUAACAAAACUUGUUGCUGACAAAUCAAUCUAAGCUUACGUGUUUUUAGAGUAGGUAAUGAAAAUAAAAAAAAAUAAAAGCUUUCGCGAUCGACUGCUAGGUGGAUACGUACGCCAAGCCAAGCCGCCGGGACAGGGCAAAGGAAACAAAAAACGAACGAAACUCACUAACUAGGCCGUACGUAAUAGGAAGAAAGAGAAAGAGUAUUUUCUUGUUUGUAAAUAGGCAUACCCAAUACAAAGUUUAGAUCGUAGACAAAAGAAGGAAAAUAAGAGAGAGAGAGCGCGCUAGCGAGGAGAAAUCUCAUCCUAUCAGUAAGGAUUUUUAAAUUGUACAUUUGUUUUAUUUUUAUAUACAGUGUUUAUGUAGAACGGUUUUUACCAAUGUGAAUUUCUAUGUAUUUGUACAGUUUUUUUUUCGUUUAUUUUAGCUAGGUUGUUCCCGUAGAUUGUUAAGGCUCUCAUUUCCUUUCAUCAGUAUUUAUUUUAUUGUUCACCCAAGCAAAAAAAAAAGCGUUUUAGGUUAGAUUCAUGAUCGAACAAUUGUAGUAAGAGGAAGGCGUGAAAAAGAAAUCGAACUUCGGUGAGGAGGAGUUGGAUGGUGGAUGUCUAAGUUGCCUUAAGUCUUUUCGUACUGACUGCCGUACUAUUACUUAUUGAAUCAUGAAGAAGUGAGAAAUAUUUAAAAUUUGAAACAAAAAAUUUUGGGUUAUACCUAGGUGAUGAAAAUUCAAUCUUAUUUUAUAGAUAAAGGUAGUUCGAACAAUGUGAUAUCAGAUCAUAAAUAAAAUUUUUUACUCAAAAAUUUCAGUUAACCCUCUUCUGCAUACUAGCCCAUGUAUGAGGUCGAUGCUUUUUCACAUUUUUUUAGCUUUACUCAGCACUGUAAAAAAUUUCAAACAACUUAAAUGCAUCUAAAAUUCAAUAAGCAAUCAUAAUACCGUAGCCAUUUUUUUUUAAAAUUCGGCUCAUUUGUAUAAACUAUUUAAAUAAUUAAAAAUAUGAAAAAAAAUGUUUUUCAGCGAAAAUUGCUUAGAAGUCAAGAAAUUUAAUUAAAUUCUAUUAAUAAAUACAAAUUGUGAUUCUUAACACAUUUAAAGUUCAUGCAGUACAGGGUUAAUGAUGAAACUAUUUGGAAGUUACUCGAAGACAGAAAAAUAAUUAUUUCAACAUUAUCAUUUUGAUAUUUUUGUAUUGUUCACAAAUAGAUUGACUUCUCUAAUCGUAAUUCUUAACUUAAUAAAAGAAUUACCAGUUGUUUUCAAUGUUUUAAUUUUGGAAAAUGGAUAAAGCUGAUGAAUUUAUGUACAUCUUAUUAAAAUCGCUAAAUAAAAAUUAUCUCAGCUGUUUUGGAUACAAAACGUUUAUAUUUCUGAUUUCUUUCUUUAACCUGACUUUUAAUUUUCAAGAUUUUGAGCCCAUUGAUUUCAACUUUUAUAAGAUUUAAUAUCUAAUUUUAGUUUUCCAAACUAAUGUUUUUUAUUAAAGAUAAAUUAUUUUUCACCAGAAAUCUUGUAUCAAUUUUUUUUUGCUUCAUUUUCAUGUUCAAUCUAUAUUUUAAACCUCGUUUUCUCGCUCCUGAUUUUUAAAACUCAUAAGUCACGACUAAAAUGAAAAAUAAUAGCUAAUCGAAUUCCAUUUCCAUUUGAACCCCUGAAAAAAAAACACUAUCUCAGACAAAUUUCAAAUUUCAUCGAGUCGGAUGAUUAUAUUUUGAAAAGUGAUAUUUUGCAAAUCGGGUGUUGGUGUUUGCUUCAAAGGAAUGAAAUUUCAGAUCGAUCAUUUUAAAAAUUUUAGACCAAAAUGAGGUUUUACUUUAAAAAUCAGAAAUCUUAUCAUGUAAUUUCAAUUCUACAAGAUAAGGUUUUAUUUUGCAUUUCUGUACUUGAACUUCUGUGCGUGAAAUACAAAAUUUGAAACUCGAAAAUACACAUGUGACAUGUGAUUUUUUUAAAUUAGAGUUGCAAGGUUGGUCGGCUCCUCCAAAACAACAAAGAGCUCGGCUUCCGAAUGCAAUCUUCUUUCGCUGAUCAUGCUCCACUCGUUAUUCGAGUUUACACGAGUUGUAAGAGUUGUAAGCGAUUCGGACAGCAAUUGUGAGAGCAUUUGAGUGAGAGCAAGAGAUUUUAAGCCAGAGUGCCCUAGUUUACAGCGUUGCCACAUAAAAAUCUGUAUUGAAAUCUGUAUUGCUCGUUUGGAUGCAGAAUGUAUCAAAAAGAUAGGAUUGAAUGAUAAACUGAUUGAAACAUGAAUUUUUAAUUUGCCUGGAUAUUCAUUAAAAAAAAACUCGGAUUUAUUCACUUUAUUUGCCAAAUCAAACCGAAACAAACAAACCGUGUUGUACAUUUUUUUUAUCUUUGCGUUCGAACAAAAUUUUUCGAGCAAGUUUUAUCAAAAUAACCAUGAAAAGUUAGUUUGGAAGCCUUGAAUACGAUUUAAAUCAGCUGAAGAGUUUUUUGUUCUUGAUUUUGGUUGAGUAAUUCCUGGGUUUCGACCAAAUUACCCGAAUUUUCUUCGACAAAUUUUUAAUGUAAUGUCCGGAAUUUGCCAUGUGUUUAGAUAAAAUAGCCCGGAUUUGUCCAGCCCAGAAAUGUGCUGAAAAAUUCUGGCAACCUUAAUUUAGACUUGUUUGGUUUUUAUUGGCCAAUUUCAUACACUUGAUAGGCCCUCUGAAGCUUGUUUGACCAAGAUUCCUAUCAAACGAGUCUCAUUUUGAAGCUCGUGGACAGCAUAAUACGUUUUGAAUUUUGAAAAUUUCGCAUCUUCGAUAUGCCUGUGGGAAGAUUGUUGACCGCUAGCCAAAUCUGUAAUAGUAAACAGUGAAAAUCUGCCAGGGACUGCAACUCUGUAUUAAAUCUGUAUGAACCCUCAGAAAUCAGUAUAUUUUGUAACGCUGCUAGUGUAUCAGUCAUGGGGUACUUCUGUCCAAAAUGUCCAUGCUGGGUAAAACACCAACAACUCUAUUUUGAUAGAUUUGGAUGAUUUGUGAAUUUUUCAGUGAAUUCUUCUUACACAAAUGUGUUCCUGGAAUCAAUAAUAUAAUUUAAAUAAAAUUAAUUACCAGAUAUUCAAUCAAUCGUAAAAAUCAAUCGAUUUUUGGACAAAACGCCUUCCUCUGAAGGUGCUGUUCGGUAAGAUGUAAACAAAACCACGUGUUUUACUCUAGAUUUUGGAGUAACAGUUUUCUAUUAAUACAGACCGACUUUCAAGAUAUUCAAGAUAAUAUAUCGAUCUUCUUCUUUACUUAGUUCUCAAUUAUCAUAUGAAUGCAUAAUAAUUGCAACUUUCUGUCGGUUUUCACAAAAAAAUGUGCACUGAGAACCGAAUCGAUUCACUAAAUUUUUCGCCAAUAGCAGCAGGAAAAUUUGAUUCAAACCGAUACAAUUGAAAAUAAAGCCAAAAAUUUAAAAUUAAUUAUUUUUCCAUUGGAAGAUAUUUUAAAACCACUUGUAUUCAUGUGUAGAUUAACUUGGAAAAAAAUAUUGAUUUCACAUUUUUUCAGAAUUUAUUAACAGAACUCAUAUACUUUCACUGUGAACAUUGUGUUAUAUUCGAGUCGUUUUGAUCCAAUAUUUCGGAGAAUCACUUGUCUACAUUAUAAUGCAUUAGGGCGUCUAACAUCCAAUGAUUUCAAAGGUUGCUUUGAGAAGCGUUUGUAAAACACUGAAUAUUUUCUUAGUUUUUACAAUAAAAAGUAACUUUUUGAUAGAAUAUCAGUUGCAGAUAGAAAUUCGAAGAACAUGUUGCAAUGCAUUCGAGUUUUUAGCAUAUGUGUUCCGCAGACUCGGUCGUUUCCCUCAGGACAAACCCUGAAAAAUCAGGACACCUGGCACCCCUGCUCUCACCACACAACCAGGAUAGGUACAGUAGAGUGGGUGCAUAUUGAGGAAAAGUAGGCAAGGGGUACCAAAAGUUUCUCAUUGGUGGGGGAUGGAGACGGAGCGUUUUUUGACAGCGAAUUGUUCGUCUACCAUGCCUACGAUUACGAUUGCCUGUCACAAGAUGGACGAUUCCGUGCAUUCUUAUAAGAACACACCUGAAGCUUUACACGCCUUGCACACAACGUACCAGGGGUGGAAAACAGAAGAAAAAAACAAAAAAUGUCAAAUUGAUCUGAUUAAAUCACCGACCAGUGAGCAGGCAUCAAAUUUUUUUUCAUUAGAUUGACCAUUAUUAAUUUUUUUAAGUCCUUGGAGAGUUUUGCAUUGGAUAAGUUUACAAGUUUCACCUAACUGAGCAUGUCUCAUCCAUGAAACAACAGCAUUGUUGAUUUUUUUUUUUUUUUUUGUUCCGGCACGAAUUUUUAUCAUAAACAAUUACAAAUCUUUUCAAAAAGUGCUCAUUUUUAUGUCGAAAAGUAAAGAAUGCUGCAAAAAUGCUGCAGCAAAAUUUCGAUUUGCCUGAUCUAGACAACGUACAAAAAAAAAACUACCAUUUCUUCCUCGCUGUCAGCGUUGCCACAUUAAAAUUUUUACCCUCAUUGUAGAAAAAAAUAUAUGAAAAAACUGUCUCAUGUGCACCAACAACCAAAAAGCUCAUCAGUGGAAAGAAGAUCUGUGUUUUUUGUUGUUUUUGACUCUUGAUACCAUUUCUGUGCUCUCAAUAUUUAAAAUGAUAUAUUUAUAAUCAAUAUUAAUUGAUUUCCUAAAAGGCGCCUUCUUUAAUCUGUGAUUUUUUUCUGUCUUUUCGUAAUCAAAUUUUUUCAAAUGAUGAAAUCAGACUUAAUCAGAACCAAAUCCUUAAAAUCUGUCUUCUGUGUGGGCAGAAUCUGUACAAAAAAAAAGUAACAAAUAUUUACUUUUUUAGAUCGAGCUGUACUUUUUUCCUGAAAAAAAUCGCCACAGGAGAGAUGCCAGUGAGUUCUGUCAGGAUCAGUACAUCGCGAAGAAAAAAAUCAGCAUUUUUCAGGACACCACAAUAUUUUUUGAUAUUAUAUGGAGGUCUACUUAAAUUCCAUAAAUAAAGGCCAAAUACAGUUGCUGUAAUCGCCUUAGUUUAUGCAACAGAAUUGAGCAUGUUCCUGGCUGGCCAGCCGUGUUUAUCGAAAAACGCCAACUAAAUUGUUGAAUUUGAUCUGAGAUAGUGCCUUCUAAAUAAGCUACGGACCACGACCUCACGCUAGCUGCCGGACAAUCUAAACCAAGCUGCCGGGCAAACUUUUUCUGAAGAAAGUUUGGCGCUUUAGCCAAUAUUUUUUAUCUUCAAACUCAAUCUUGGAAACAACAAUUUCUGCAACACCAAAAUGUUAUUGAAUUCGAUUAUAAUUGAGAUAUUUUUUUGAAAAUCAGGAAAAUCGAAUAUGGGACAAACACUGAAAAAUCAGGACACCUGGCACCUCAUGAGAUAGCGUUCGAAGUUUUUUUUCGUGAGAGUAAUGGCGUAUUUUUUUUUGAUUCCGGAUUUGGCUCUGGAACGGUCAGAAUAAAAAAGCAAGUUUCGGGUUUCAAGUUAUUCCAUACGUAGGUGUGCGUGAGAACGAGCGCAAUGUUUACAUUCAGCUGUCAUUUUGUUCUCCCUUCUGGAUUUCUUCAUUCGGUUCUUCACAUCCGGAUUGCCGUUUUUCGUGUCCGGAUUGCACUGGACUGCAGAUAGUACGAUUUUGCUUGGCUGAGAGGUUCAAAAUCGCGGCAAUAAUCAUUUGCCCGUUCAUUAUUUCAACUGUUUUGUUUUCAGCCAAAAACAGCUGUUUAAUGUUUUGACAACAACGUUGAGAGUAUUGGUGAACUUCUCGCAAAACUGACUUUUUUCUCAGGGCGACUCCGUCCCUUUUUCGAGCGAACCUAGGUUGCCUCUCGAGCAAUAAAUGAGCACGAUGACAGCAGUUAGAGCGAACCUAGGUUGCCUCUAGUUUGCCUCCAGGUGAAAAAAAAUACGGUAUAAGUUCACUCGUGUUGGGAAAAAUUUGUAGAUAUUUUGACACUUGUAGCACAUUAUAAAAGCUUAACCAAUUAAAAACAUUUUUCAGAUCUGCGGCCGUCAAGUUAUUUUUACAACACGUGUCCUAUUUUCGCAUGCUGUGAAGGAAAAAUAGGUCACCGAAACCAUGUUGUAAAAAAUUCAACGGUCAAAGAUCUUGAAAACAAUUUCGCAUCGCGAAAUUUUCGAAAUUUGCUGUAGGGAAUAAGGCUUGCAUAAAUAGAUUAAACAAAAGGUUUACACUGAAAGAUUGGCAACACGGUAAACAGGAAAUGAGAGAGCACAGAGAAAUAACCGGUCGGCCGGCAGUCGGCAACAUGCGUGAGCGUCGAGUAACGAGAGAAAAGAAAUGUGUGUAGAGUUCUGAAAAAGAGAGCACGAUGCGUUUUGAAAUGAAAAGCGAGAUCAGUUUAUAGACUAACUUUAUGAGAGAUGGUUCGCGUUGAUCUGUCGUGUGAAAGAAAUUUGAAUUAGAAUCGAAGAAAAUGGUGGUAAUUACGGUCGGUUUCGACAUGUGCUACAAGUGUCAAAAUUCCUGCCACUUUUUCCCAACACGAGUGAACUUGCUCUUAACGUACCAAAAAAACUUUGUUAGCUCUCAGAUUUCUUCUCAACACAAUGAUGUCAAGAGUUGCCAAUAUGAUUUUUAGAGGCUCAUUCUGGCAACCUGAUAAACCACAGUUUUUCCCUGAUUUUUUAAACUAAGCCUGAUUUUUCCUGAUUUUUGUAAAUGUGAUAGAAAUAGGUGGUAUUGAACUGCAUUAGAUUCCAAUGUGGGAGAUCAAAAUUUGGAGCGACGACCAUAUAAAAAGAGGAUCUCGCUUCAUUUCAUACUUUUCUGAAUUUUAAAAAAAAUGUUGGCAGCCCUGCAAUGCGCAACACAUUUUUCAAAAAAAGGGAAUUCUUUUCGUCAGUGGAUGUGAAUGCUCUCGCUCAUCCUCAUGUGUUGGGUUUAUUAAAUGUAAUGAUAAUCAAGCCCAUGAAAUUUUGAAAUUUCAACUCAUCAAGAGUAAAAUUCUUUUUCGGUUGUUUUUCAUUCGGCUUUUAACUUCAAGCCUUGACAUCAAAAUAACAUUUUAAAAAUUUUCAACUUUAACUCCGGGAUACCUUCGAAAACAAACUGUGACUCGGAUUUCACAGGGAAGAAAUAUUAAGGAAUAUAGCCUCUGAAUUCAAAUUUGAUACCCGGUAUCACGGAAGUGUUGUGAUAUUUUUUUACAAAAUAUGCAUUAUAAUUGGCUUAAUUUCGUACAUAAACGAAACAAGAAAAUUAAAAUAGUUCAAACUGCUUCAAGUUGUGAGGCUAGUUAAUCCAGAGGGUGUGAUUUCCACGAUUUUUGGCGGAAAGUGUACGAGAAAAUGAGAAAAAUCUUUUUUUUUACCACAAUUAGCUUUUUGCAUUCGUGUCCGAACAAUUGGAAGAUUUCUACAAACAGCUCUCAAACAUGUAAGGCAUAUAUUAUUAUUUAUUAAUUAUGAUUAUGACAAAUGAGUCGUUGUGUGUUUAUGUGUUUCGGAAUGCAAAUGAAACAAACUUAUUAGUUUUCUAAAUUUUAACGCAAUGCAAGUUUUUUCUGUUUGUUUUUAUAACAAAUUUAUCUAGAUUGUCUGCCCAACUUUUUUCUUCAUAAAAAUGGAAUAACAAUUUAUUCAAGAAUUUCCACUUUUCAUCGUGAUCAUUCAGCUCCGAUUCACUGCAAGUUCAAGAGAAAAGUAUUAUUCCACGGAAUCAAAUAGCACAAUUAUUAUUUUAAUGUAUGUAAUGGCGUAGAUUUAUGUUUUGUUAAGAUGAACAAAAAAAAAACCUUAGAAGUUAAGUAGUUCAAAACUCAAAACACGACAACUGCAGUUAAACAUAACAGGAUUACUAUUACAACCUACUCUAGUUAAGGACAAUUAUGGAAUAAUAAUAAUCAUUUGUGAAUGUGAAGAACGAACCGUACCAAUUGUUCAGAUGUACAUUAUUAUUAAGUAUCUAAGAAAGUUCUUUUCGAAGCUGUUCGAGAUAAAUACCGAAAACCAGAACAAAAAUAUGCAUCCUCUUUAGCUCUCUCACGUUUCUAUUUUCAGCCUCGUUCAAACGUAAACAAAUGAAAUAAAAAGGAUGGAAGUAGAUCCAUUUUACCGAUAGAAAAACAACCAGUCAUUUUCUCAAAACAAAAGUAUUAAAGCGCAAUAACGAUAUCAAAAUGCUAAAAUCCAUGUCUUGUUUGACGAAAAAGAAAACUGUCUGAAGCAAUCGAAAACGAACAAACAUAUGUUACAAAAAUACUAUCUCUGCCACGAUCAAAAACUACAAGAAAAUACCGAAACAUGAGUACUACUUAAAACAAAUUUACAUUCCAUUUCACUUCUCAAUCACACAAGUAAACAUAACGAACAAAAAAUUAGAAUAGCAAAAGUGACACAGUAAAAACAAAAAAAAAAUCUAUGUCAUAAUUCUUUGGAAAACUGAAGAAAAAAUUACAAGAAAACAAAAAACAAACGAAAACCGUCAGUUCAUUUUGGGACAAUAAUAAACGUAAAUUUUAAGACUAUAUACAACACAAAAAGAAAUAAGAAAAAUCAUAACCGUACCACGUAUCUUCCUCCAAUGAGAUCUAACCGUAUACUGUAUUAUAAAGAAAACAGAAAGAAAAAACGCAUUCUGAUAUCCACUCUUUGAAGUUUCAGCAUUCAUCUUUUGUUCUUUGCCAGUGACAUUUUGAAACUGAUGAACACAAACUAACUUACUUCAUAAUCGAGAUUACCAGUGUAUUAAGAGGGGAUACUCAACAGUUAUAGUAAAAAAAACGAACAAAUCCACACAAAACGAUUCUGUAUGUGCUCAUUCACGUAGUAAAGCCCAUAAAAAUUUAAUUCGAGAGGAAAAGGCAUUGAUUCAAACAUACUUUAAAAGUUAGCAUUCGACACAAUUGUAUGUAAGAGGGUUUACAAAUUUUGAAACGUUAGAAAAAAUUACAGGACAAAAAUUUAGCAUAGGGUUGCACACGAAUGAGCUUAAGUUAUAAUACUUUCCCACCAUUUUUUUCAUUUGGCUCACACUUCCAAUUUUGAAGAGUACAGUUUUUUUAAGUUGAUAAAUUUACCCAAUUUAAAUCAUCGUUUCUCUUUGCGUGCAUCUGCUCGAAGAGAAGGUUCAAAUGAACAAAUAAAAAUGAAAAUGAUCUCUUGAAAAUAUGUAUGUAACUAUCACAAAGCAUCAAACAUUAAUCGAACAUCAAUCUCGUGGAUGAUUCAUGUGUAGGUAUUAGUCUGAAACCAGCGAAAUGUUACAGAAACAUGCGGAAUCAUUUACCCUGUUGUAUCUGUAUGAGUUGAAAAUUGAAGAAAAAAAACUAAGGAACGGCAAAGAAACGUUUAAAAUGCAAAUAGUUUAAAUCUAAGUAGAAUGUUGUAGAGUUUAAAGCUUUCUUCCAUUCUUUGUUCUGUAUAAUUCUGGGAUAACGGAUCACCACCUUUAAUAGAUUUCCGCUUCUCAUUAACAACUUACUCUCCGCAUUUUCACUACAGGACAAAUCACACAAAUUUAUCAAAAAUGGUUUUUUUUUGUAAUUUAAUUAUGCUUUCUAGAUUUCGAUACUUGUGUUGAGUUCUGAUGGUGCAGAGCCAUGAAGGGAGGAGAUGUGAAAGUCCAACCAACUUGAAGUGAUUUAGAAUUUACGAAACAUGAAAGAAAACAAAAACAAUAUGAAAAGUACAUUUAAAUUUAAACCUAAAAAAUGAUAGCAUUGUUCCUAUGUUGUUGUAUCUGUACGCAUAACACAAACAAAAACAUGAUGAUGAAAAUCAAUCAAUCACCAGCCUUGAAACCACGAGUGUUGUGGUGAGCUGGGCUGUGGUUGGUUUCUCUGAAUGUACGGGAGAUCAGAAAAUAUUUAAAUAGUAAUGAAUAAAACGAAUAGUAUUUAUAUC